AGACUUGCUUAUGCUGGAGGAAUGUGCGGCAGUAGAUGAGAAGCCAUUACAGGGGAUGGUUGAUGAGCUGUGGGGGGAGCUCAAUAAGCCCGAGGGGGUCCGUGAGUUUACGAUACUGCCAGUGGUGAACGACUACCUCAUAGGAGGUGUUGAUGAGACUGACAGAGGGCUGCUGUGUUCUGAAGGCCAUGUGGCUGUGUCCAUGAAGACCCUUGUUCCUCUCCAUCGGUACUGCCGCGGAGGACUGAUGAGCGAUGAUGCCAAGAUGAGGUUACCCUAUGCUGCCAUAGCAGCUCUCACAUUCCCUGAUUGUUCCGAUGCUUGGUCCUGCCUUGCACCGGCGUGCACAGACGCUGACAGAACUCAGCUGUUGCUAUCAGUCACCCGAUUGAGCCUGCUAGCCCACCCUAAGGCCGGAGGGGACGCCUGGAGUUUCAGGGAGUCUGUCCUCCAUACCAUGCCUGUAGAGCGCUGGGAUAUUCCCUCGGAAGUCGACCUCAUCGAAGCUGUGGCUCUGAAGCACGCUUUUGCCUAUUAUCCUUGGUCCCACUUCGGGUGGCUCAUCCAGCAGCUUCCUCCCCGAGAGUACCCCCAAAUAGAGAGUUUCCUGGGCCGCAUGCUCCGCCAGACCCCUCGGCACAGUGCACCAGGGCACUACACAGCAGAAUAUUUCUCACUGUUGUGUGGGCUUGAUGGUCUGCCCUUGGUAAGGAGGGUAUGGUCGAUGAUGGUAGAUGAGCACAUACGUGAGCACGAGGGAGCGGCAGAGGCCUGUUGUUCGGUGGUCCUUUGGGUGGCGAAGACCUCGAGUGACACGAAUCUUGGCAGUGCGCUAAGAGAGAAGAUGCUUUCAAUUGGGCACUUGGACGAGGCCCCAGCUAGAGUGUUUCGGGAUGCUUUAGAGACACUGGCUUCUCUUACGAUCGAAGACCUGCCUGCAGCGAAGGUUGACUGUCAUCGCGAUGGUAACACAAUAGGGGAGCAGGUCCUUGCCAUGCUUGGAAAGAACUCAGCUGAGCUGAGUGGGCCGGUAUCGUCGGGGAGUUGGGGCUCUCUAGACGUGCGCAGCAUAGCUAUGAUGGACCCUAGGAGAAGGCAGGCGACACUGGCCGGCAUCACUCAGGAAGCUAUUGAUAGAGCUCGAUGGGUACGUGGCCUCUUCCUCUCUGUCGUGCCCCUUCACUGGGUCUAUACUGGUCAGGCUUACUCUGCUGCUGGCCUAGCUUCGUUAUCGCUGUCCAAUCCCGAGGUUCACCGGCUACUAUCGUCGGAGCAUGGCGUCUUCGAUCACCCCGAAAGUAUCCCUCCUCUGGGUCUGCUAGGCGCGGGCGAUGUUACUCAUCCGGAGAAGCUCUGCCCUAUGGUGUGCGGCCCGGACGUUAGUGUUGGUCCUGGGGUGGUCGAGUCGAGAUGCUUCACCAACAGACUGCUUCACUUGGCACUCUCGGGGACUAGGGUGAACGGGACCGAUCGAGUGGGGGAAAUUGACACCUUCUGUGGUGACACUGGGCUGGUGCUGGGAGUCGGCUCCCAUCUCCUUGUCGUUGACCAGACACCUACUGGAGUGCUCUCGGCCCCGGCCGGCCCUCCACCUCCCAUAGCAGAUACUGGCUACCACACGGCAGUGCUCAACUCCCAACCCUGCUGCCUCUCUGGGGAAGCACUAGAGCGGGCAGGCUUGUUUGGGCGGCUGGAGACGGACCGGGAAGAGCUGACCCCUCUACUCUGUGAGAACGUUGCUGCUGCAGUGGGUGAGGACCGGGCUGCGUUCCGGCCCUGCAACGCGCCGUACAUCAGCGAGGACACGGUGCACCUGUUCCCACCAGCGCCUGGCCAGGAGAUGGAGGCUCUGAUGAAGCUGUAUACGGGGAUGGGGCGUCGGGGUGGAGUGCAGACCCCAGGCUAUGAGUCCAAGGGGCUCGAACUGAUGCUGGCUUGUGAUGAGGAGCUGUAUGGGGAAGUGAGCCCUGGUCUGGGGCCCAAGGUGCUUGGCAACGAUGGAGGACUGAGCAUGGAAGGCCGCAUCACAGCAAGUUCUGCUAGUCAUCCCGAGUCGAGGUCUGGGGUACACUCCAACUGGAGGCUGUACACCAUAGACGCUACCGUCCCCAGUGCUGAUGCUGUCAGUGCUGCCCUGGGCGGCGAUAAGGAGCCCUAUAGGCUCAUGCUGUGCCUUGGACCUUCCCAGAGGUACAUGCUAUCUACGAUGGACGUGGCAGAGUCGGGGCUACCCGCGGUGGCUGUGGGCGUCUUCGAGGUUGACCUCCUAGGAAGGAACUUGCCGCCGGGAAAUGCCGCUGAGAAGACCGUCAUGAAUGUGACGGAUUUAUUCAUCAUGACAAUCGUCACCACUGGGACUAUGUCCCAUGUCGAAAGGGUGUGCCUUAAAGAGCUUCUGUUGCGUUCCCUUCGCUCGAUGGUCUCCACUGGGAAGGUCUACUCCCCGAACUCGCAGGAGCUGUUCGAGGUUGGGGACAGUGAUCCUGAUAGUGGGGUGGCCUUCUACCCUCCAAGCGACGAUACGUACCUGUUCCUUGAUGUCCUGCAUGAAGAGGUAGAGAAGAUGAGUGAUGCGGGCAGUGGGCCGGGGAGGGCAUGUAUCCUGGAAGUCGGCCCUGGGAGUGGGGUCCUGUCGGCCUAUCUGGUUCGAGCUAUGGAGUCUGUCGGAGUAACAGCCCACUCAGUAGCGAUUGACGUGAAUCGACGAGCCUGCGAGGCUACGCUGAGAACAGCAAAAGUUGUCGGUGUGGAGGCGAAGGUCCAUGUGGUGCUUGGGGACUUCAAUCAGAGCCCUCGAUGGCUGCGGUACCGACCGGACAUCAUCAUCUGCAACCCUCCAUAUGUUCCGUCACCACCUGAGGAGUGCCGGUCGAAGGGGAUCGAGGCUAGCUGGGCAGGUGGAGUUAAAGGCCGCGAAGUGAUCGAUCGAAUGGUCCCUGUCUUUGCUCGUCUGCUCCAGCAUAGUGAGGAGUCGAUCCGGCCGGUGCUGUACUUCCUCUUGGAGAAGCAGAAUAGGCCUAGUGAAACUAGUGCUAGCGUCGUGCGUCUUGUUGUCAAUCUCGGGGGGUUCCAGAUAGGGGAUCGCUGA
Perkinsus marinus ATCC 50983 is the source of this 3088-nucleotide messenger RNA. RefSeq names its product n6-dna-methyltransferase, putative. Gene Ontology annotation, cellular component: eRF1 methyltransferase complex. The transcript is spliced from 25 exons. The record is from RefSeq and is a predicted model, not a curated record. Lineage: Eukaryota; Perkinsozoa; Perkinsida; Perkinsidae. Bases 11 to 3088 code for a protein of 1025 amino acids. Gene Ontology annotation, biological process: methylation. Gene Ontology annotation, molecular function: protein methyltransferase activity; nucleic acid binding; S-adenosylmethionine-dependent methyltransferase activity.